Messenger RNA from Ilex paraguariensis (yerba mate), 1906 nucleotides. The record is from the annotation of a GenBank genome assembly. NCBI's taxonomy places the organism in Eukaryota, Viridiplantae, Streptophyta, Magnoliopsida, Aquifoliales, Aquifoliaceae.
UACUCCAAACGACCAAAUUGAACAAUUCCCUCUCUCUCCUCUUCACAAUAAACGCACCAGUUUCUCGUGGAUUCCCAUUUGCUCUCCGUACAUCUAUACCGCCUCAAAUCUAGAGAGAGAGAUAUCCAUCGCUCUUUACAACUCCUUUCAAAAAAAUCUUUCAUGGAUAAAUCUUCAUUGAAUUCUACCACAGUUUCUUCGGUUCAAUCUCUUCCCUCCCAUUUAUUUUUCUCUAAAUCUUUUCAUCGUUUGUUUCUUCGUCAACCUUGUAAUUUCUUUUGACGGUAUCGACUACGAUUUGUCACGAAUGGGUAAACGAAAUUCUCAACGUAAGAAUGCUGCGAUUUUGGAUAGUGACGACACCGAUAGCGUGAGUUCGUCGUCUACUUUCCGGUCGGAUAAUGUGCUUGUGUCCGGUGCUGAGGACGUUCAGCUUGAGAAAGAGAGUAUACUUGAUCAGUGUUUGGAUGCUUUAUAUGAGAAAAGGGGGUCCACAAGAGAGAAAGCUUUGGCUUCAAUUAUAGAGGUCUUUAAUAGAUACUUGCAGCACGAGUUUGUGGAAAAGAACUUUGCAACAUUACUGCAUCAAUUUCUGAAUUCCAUCAAGAAGGGGUCUGCCAAAGAGAUAGCUUUAGCAUCUCAUGCAAUUGGGUUGUUGGCUCUAACAACUGGUCCUGGGGACAAAGCAAAAGAAAUAUUGGAAGAAUCAGUCUCUCCUAUUUCACAGGCCCUUAAAUCUCUGUCUGAAACAACUAAGAUAUCGUCGUUACUGGAGUGUUUGGCUAUAAUCACUUUUGUUGGUGGCGAAGAGGCGGAGGAAACAGAAAAAUCAAUGCAAAUAAUGUGGCAAGUGGUUCAUCCAAAACUUAGCUCUAAUGUUGUUGCCACUAAACCUUCACCGGUUAUGAUAACAGCUGUGGUAUCUGCUUGGUCAUUUCUCCUAACAACUAUGGAUGGAUGGACACUUAACUCUAAAAGUUGGCAACAGUCAAUUUAUUAUUUUUCUACCCUGCUAGACAAGGAUGAUAGGUCUGUACGCAUUGCAGGUGGUGAAGCACUUGCCUUAAUUUUUGAGAUGGGAAAUUUGGAUAAGUUCUGUGGUGAAGCUAAAGGAUCUAAUGACAGCUCCACUAUUGAAGGGAAAAAUUCUCAGGAGUUUGUACAUAUCCAGGGAUUGAGGGAAAAAAUCCUUAAUCAAGUGAGAAACCUUUCCGUAGAAGCAGGUGGUAAAGGUUCUGCUAAGAAAGAUCUUAACCACCAGCGGAACUCGUUUAGAGAUAUUCUAGAACUGCUUGAGGAUGGCUAUAGUCCAGAUACCUCAUUGAAGAUUGGUGGAGAGUUGCUAAGCACAACAACUUGGGCCCAAUUGAUACAAUUGAACUUUCUGAAGCAUUUUCUUGGCGGAGGAUUUGUUAAGCACAUGCAGGAAAAUGAAUUUCUUCACGACCUAUUUGAUUUCACACCUAAGUCAAAACUUCUUUUAGGAACUGAGGGCCGUAUAUCUGCUAUUGAGAAGAGGCUGUACAAAUCUCCGAACUCGGUUCUUAGUAAGGCAAGGACCCAGUUCUUGAACAAGCAGCGUACAUUGUCGCAGGAUAAGAACACUGGCCGCUUUGCCGUUGGUUUAGGUGAGGAGGAGGUUUAGAGUCGAGACGCAGCUUAAUGCUCAUGCUGAACAAUGCAGGAUUAAAUGACCCAGUAUAGGCUUUAGUAAAACAUUAAAUCAACAUUAUUGGUAUUCAGAUUUAUGUGGAAAUGAUAUUAAUCUAGUUAGUGAUCGCUAGUCCAAUGGACGUUAUACACAUUGAUCAGGGCAAAUUAUGUUGUAUCUUGUUAAAAGUUAUUUUUACACUAAAUUCAUGGGGUAACAAUGGAAUGAAUGUCAUGUCAUGUGGUUGUGCGUGGG